Messenger RNA from Penicillium chermesinum, 927 nucleotides. Its product is annotated as cytochrome b5 reductase family protein. Gene Ontology annotation, cellular component: endoplasmic reticulum. Gene Ontology annotation, molecular function: oxidoreductase activity. The record is from RefSeq and is a predicted model, not a curated record. The coding region runs from base 1 to 927 and encodes 308 amino acids. NCBI's taxonomy places the organism in Eukaryota, Fungi, Ascomycota, Eurotiomycetes, Eurotiales, Aspergillaceae. The transcript is spliced from 4 exons.
AUGAGCGUCUCUGCCGCUUCCUUGGCGCUGGUGCCCUCCGCCCUCAUCGUCGCCGGUACUUGGGCUUACGACCCUAACCUCCUCGUCUACGGUGUCGCGGCCGCUGGUGUCCUUGUUGCCGGCGCCUUCUUCGCUGGUGGUGGUAGCAGCGCACCACGCAAGGUCCUGAAACCCAGCGAGUUCCAGAACUUCGUACUCAAGGAGAAGACCGAGGUCUCGCACAAUGUCGCCAUCUACCGCUUCGCUCUCCCCCGUCCCACCGACAUCCUGGGACUCCCCAUCGGCCAGCACAUCUCUCUCGCCGCCACCAUCGAGGGCCAGCCCAAGGAAGUUGUGCGAUCCUACACCCCCAUCUCCUCCGACAAUGAGGCCGGCUACUUCGACCUGCUCGUGAAAGCCUAUGACCAGGGUAACAUCUCCAAGUACCUGACCACCCUGAAGAUCGGCGACACCCUGAAGGUACGCGGUCCCAAGGGCGCUAUGGUCUACACCCCCAACAUGAACCGCCACAUUGGCAUGAUCGCUGGUGGCACCGGUAUCACCCCCAUGCUGCAGGUGAUCGAGGCUAUUAUCCGUGGACGCCCCCGCAACGGCGGUACCGACAGGACCAAGGUCGAUCUCAUCUUCGCCAACGUCAACGAGGAAGAUAUUCUGCUCCGCGAGAAGCUUGACAAGCUCGCCGCGGAGGACGAGGACUUUAAUGUCUACUAUGUUCUCAACAACCCUCCCGAGGGCUGGACUGGAGGUGUUGGCUUCGUUACUGCUGAUAUGAUCAAGGAGCGCUUCCCUGGCCCAGCGCCCGAGAACAAGGUCCUGCUCUGCGGUCCUCCCCCUAUGAUUAGCGCUAUGAAGAAGGCUACCGAGUCCCUUGGCUACGCCAAGGCUCGUCCGGUCAGCAAGCUGGAGGAUCAGGUCUUCGCGUUCUAA